GGAGGGGAGGGGCGGUAACGAAGGCCAUGCAAGGGUAUAAGAACUGCCACGACUCGCCCCUCUCGAUCAGUCUGUUCAGCCGGGCAUCAGGUGUUCGCUGUAUACAAGAUGGGAAAUCGGUUCUUGAUAUUGCUGUGCGUGAGCGUGGGCGUGGUGCUCUCCCGUCCUUCGGGCCAAGCGGUGCCCGAAGUCAACACUCAAAGACAGGACGUCGUCCGCGCUGAGGAUGACCCGUUCAUCCUGGCUCUUCCCGUUAAGCACAAGGACGCACAGACACCAGGAACCGCUAACCAGAUCGAACCCAGCGACGCCGUUUCAGACAAGAGCCCAGAUGAACAGGCUGGCGACGACCUGAUCAUUUCUGUUGAUCCUGAGGCUGCUCAGAGAGCUGCUGACGACUUGACGGUCAGUCAGGCAGUUGCUGACGGCCAGGGAAACAAUGAGAAUGAAGCUCAUGAAGAAACUGCUGGGAUCCAGGGCGAAGUUGACACCAGUCCCAGUCAGGUAGAUGAUGUUGAGUUUAGCGAAACAGCGCACGCGAAUGAAGAAGUCGGCCUUUCUGCAGCGGCCGCCGAAGAGAACGAGCAAGGAACCGUCGCAGAAAACGCGGCACAACAGCCUGUCGACGAAGGGGUGACCGCAGAGGAGACUUUCGCACAGGACCAAGUUUCUAACGACCACCAGGAAGGAGUCAGCGAAAAGUCCCUGGACCAGGCCAUCAUCGGCGAGCAGAAUGCGGCCGACAUCACCUUCGUGGAAAAGGUGCCAAGAGGCCAAGAAAUCCCUGCCGAGCUCAUCACCUCUGCGGUUGAAGCAAGCAAUGUUGCAACUCUGAUUGAGGAGGAGGAAGUACCUGCCGAAGCCGCAGCUGUUGAGGAGCAAAACAUUGCAGAAUCUACAGACGUGGAAACGCAGGAAGCAGUCUUUACUGAAACCGCAGCUGCAGAAGCCUCUGAAGUAGUACAGAAUGAUGCUGAAUCUGCAGUUGCUGAAGAAACUGCUGCUGUGGCUGACCAAAACCCUGCCGAAGCCACAGCCGCAGAAGAAAACAAUGUCGAAGUGAACUCAGCAGUCAAAGAACCGAACACUGCCGAAGUCGCAACAGAAUUAGAACAACACGAAGAACAGCAGAACGUAGAGAAGAGAACUCCGGAACAGGAACCUGCUGAAGAACCACAGGCAGAACAAGAACCUGCUGAAGAACCACAGGCAGAACAAGAACCUGCUGAAACGGAAGUGAGUGAACAAAGCCAAGUCGACGAACAGAGAAGUCAGCCGAAAAAUGCUGAAGAAGCUGAAGAACAGAAGAACGCAGAGACAAACGAAGAACAACAGGCGCAGAAAUCACAGAACGCCGAAGAAGAGAGAGCGCAGGAACCCAAAACCGAACAGCAAACAGAAGAACAGUGAAAUGCGCCCCCCCCCACCCACCUCACAAAAACAACAACAACAACAACAACAACAACAGCUAAACCUUAAAAUACGUAAAAGAAGAACAACACAUGACCCCCCACCCCACCCCAUAAAAAAUAUCUAUCUAUCUCAAAAGACCGAAAAGUUUCCGCUAAACUAUAAAAAAAGUAUUAUGCUUCUUAGCUUGAACUUUGUAGCGUAACACGGUCACCGCUUGGUUAUAAUAGUCUACCCUCUGCCUGUUUUCUGUCUUUAGCUUAUGGCUUUGUAUGAUAUGCACUUCUGUGUGGUGUUAUUUAUAAGAAAUGACAAUGAUACCUGUAUAUAAUGCAUGACUGUAGAGUGCCUUUUCCAAAUAAAAAACCAACAUCGAUAUACCUAUUUUA
This is a messenger RNA of Penaeus monodon (black tiger shrimp), 1799 nucleotides long. RefSeq lists its product as uncharacterized. The transcript has 2 exons. The record is from RefSeq and is a predicted model, not a curated record. The coding region runs from base 109 to 1410 and encodes 433 amino acids. Lineage: Eukaryota; Metazoa; Arthropoda; Malacostraca; Decapoda; Penaeidae.